Molecule: messenger RNA, 2993 nt
Organism: Pseudoliparis swirei
Lineage: Eukaryota; Metazoa; Chordata; Actinopteri; Perciformes; Liparidae
Gene: casp8
Product: caspase 8, apoptosis-related cysteine peptidase
Exons: 11
Coding region: 1006-2556 (516 amino acids)
Biological process (GO): negative regulation of extrinsic apoptotic signaling pathway via death domain receptors; proteolysis
Molecular function (GO): cysteine-type endopeptidase activity; protein binding
Source: RefSeq, a predicted model, not a curated record
AAGGCGGCGCACGAGGGGAAGAGCAGUUUCUACCAAGUCGAGGAAGCAUUGGCAGUAUUUCAAUAUACUCACCUGCCAAUAAGUUACUUUGGUUUCCACUGAAUUACAGAAGACGCGUCUCUUCGCCUCGUGGACGUAAGUAGGUUUUAAAGUGAGUGUUCUACCUGUGUGGACUCGUUACAGCCCGGUGUGAGUUAUUCAGCCCGCCGCGGAGAAGGCUGCGCGCGACGAAACGCUGACGUUAGACGUGUUUGUGACGUUACGUCAUACUGUUGUCGUGCCGCUCGGGCUUGAGUUAACACUUGUUUUAAACUUAAACAUUUUUAAUUUCGUGAGGUAAAACCAACGUCAGGGCUGGUGGUGUUUUUGUUUUUUAACGCUAGGAAACGAAAACAAAAACUGACACAUGAGGAAACAAUCAAAAGCUACAUGAAAGCUUUAUAAAUACAAUACAAUCCUUAAACCCUUAAUGGAAGAUUCUAGCUGUGGUCGUAAUAUGUGAUGGCUGGAGCUCUAAGCUCGAUGCUCUAUUGUCAGGUGCUUUUCAAAAUUAUUUUCUCAACUUUGUGACUAAAACAAAACUCGACUGACCCAUCCAGUCUGUAUGAUUACUAUAAUAUGUUACAGUAAUGGGAAUAAAAGUACAUGGUAUUUAAACAGUAGGAGAUGAAAAAAUGAUGCCCCAAAGGAAAAUGUAAUCAAAACAGGAACAAGGAAGUGAGCAGAAGUUCAAAUCAAGAACACUUUUAGGAAAAGGGGAUUAAUAAUAUACCACAAAUACACAUACAAAUAUGUCAACCAUCUGAAAUACAUGUUAGUAUUAUACCUUGCCAGAAAGAGAUUUAAAAGUAACAAGUCCUGCUAAAAAUAUGUCAACAGUGAUCCUACUGAUGUUUCUGCUAUGUCUUAUCAUUUAUGGCACAAAUAAAUAUCGCUAAAGUAUUCAGCCACAACAAGAGUAGCGGUGUUAUUCAUUUCCCCUUUUGAACCCGCUGCUUGUCUCCAAUGUCUCUGCCUCUCUGGUGGCAAGGAGCCGAGGGCCCGGUGCCGGGGGGAGUAUCACAGGGGUCUGCGAUGGACCGGCUGAAGCUGUCUCGCAUCGACGAGGAGCUGGAGUCCUCUGAGGUGGCGUCUCUCUGCUUCUUGUGUCGAGAUGUUGUCAACAGGAAACGCCUGGAGGGGAUCACGGAUGCGAAACAGCUGUUCUUGAGACUGGAAGAGAAAGGUCUGCUGGAGAACGACUUGUUCCUCAUUCAGCUCCUCCAAACCAUCCGUAGAACAGACCUCCUCAACCUCCUGGAGACGGACAGCAGGCCGCCGGAGGAGGCCGACGCCAACCCCAUGCUGUCGGAAUACAGGGUGAUGCUGUACAAAGUCUAUGAGGACAUGACUCAGGAAAAGCUUGAAAAGAUGAAGUUUCUUUUGAGCAACAUGCUCGCCAAAAGACAAAUUGAGACGUGCAAUACGGCGCUGGAUGUGUUUGCCGAAAUGGAAAAGAACAGUUUGCUGUCGAAAACAAAUCUCGAUAAGUUGCAUAAAGUGUUGCUGGAAAUGGAUCAACAGCUGGCGUCGACGCUCCAGCGCUACGUGGACGAGUUAGCCCGGCAGCCUCAAACCCAAGGACCUCAUGUCAGCAUGGAUUAUCAGACAGGCAACAGCCCCCCUCAGCCACCUGAAGCUCAUGAUGUGCCGAUAUCUGAAACUCAGCCGAGCUCUGGAGGAAUGAGCGUUUGCUCCGAUGCAGGACAAAAGACGGACCCCUCCCCUCUUCCCGAAGGCUACUACGCUCUGACGCACAAUCCACGUGGUGUGUGCGUGGUCAUCAAUAACGAGUACUUCCCGGGAACGGCGCUGGGGAGCCGAAGAGGGACUCAGGAGGAUGAGAAGGCUCUGCGCAGAGUGUUCACCGACCUCGGCUUCACCGUGUCGGUGCACAACAACUUGACGGCAGAAGCCAUGCGGCGAGAGCUCUGGACGCUGGGCGCGCGGAGCUUUUUGGAUGAAGACGCGUUGGUGGUGUGCGUUCUUUCCCACGGAGACAUGGGAUGCGUCUUUGGGGUCGAUGAGCAGAAGGUAAGCAUCCAAGACCUGAAACAGCCCUUCACCAGCAGGAGAGCGCCCACCUUGGCCGGGAAGCCCAAACUCUUCUUCAUCCAAGCGUGUCAGGGAAAUGGCUACCAGGGAGGAUCCAUGCCGUGUCCCCCAAGGCCACGGGAGGAGCCGGUGGACGAACAGAGUCGCCUGGAGGAAGACGCCGGUCCUCCGAUCGGCGAGACUGUUCCCUGGGAGGCCGACUUCCUGUUGGGCAUGGCCACCGUGCCGCAGUGCAAGUCGUUUCGAAACAUCUCCACGGGCUCCAUCUACAUCCAGGAGCUGUGCACGCAGCUGACGAGGUCGGCAGAAAGCUUGAAGACGGAUGAUGUACUCAGUGUGCUGACGCGUGUGAACAACGAGGUCAGCAAAGGAGAAUAUUCAAAAUACAAACAAAUGCCAGAGCCCAAGUACACCCUCACCAAGAAGCUCGUCCUCACCCGUGUCGACCCGGACGACGUGUAACGCAAAAAAUGUGCCAGAUUUGUAGAGACCAGACUGGUUACUGACUGAGUGUGUGAGUGUGUGAGUGUGUGAGUGAGUGAUUGGGUGAGUCGGAUGUCUCUUAAUCAAAAAACUGUCUUGGAAAGAAUAUUUCCCUUUUGAAAUGUUUAUGAUUAUUCCCCAUAUGAUUUAGAAUGGCAACAUUUUGUUAUUUGAGAAAAGUGUCUCUUUUGGAGAAAUGAACAUGAGUCUCCCCUUAUUUGUAUUGCUGCUCAUAUGGAGUGAGACAUGUAUAUUUAAAAAAUAAAGUAGUAAGAUGUUGAAAUACUGUCCCCUCUUUACAGCGACCAGUCCAUUAUCCAUAUUCAUCUUUUUAUCAAAAAGUAGUAAUGUGAAUUAAAAACUACAUGUGCACUUUAAAAUGAAUAAACCUGAUUCAACUGAAUGGAGAAUAUACA